AUGUCUUUAAUUAAAGUGAAAUUAUCAUUUAGUGGUGGAAUGGAAUUAUUGUUUAAUAACACUAAACAAAAGCACAUAGAAAUAUCAUCAACGAUCAAUCCACCAAAUGCAACUACCAUGAAAGAUUUGAUAUUAUGGAUAAGAGAAAAUUUGUUAAAAGAACGUCCAGAAUUAUUUAUGAGUGGAGACACCGUUCGACCUGGCAUAUUAGUAUUAAUAAAUGAAACGGAUUGGGAAUUAGAAGGUGAAUUAGAAUAUGAAAUUAAAGAUGGUGAUGAUAUUGUCUUUAUAUCUACAUUACAUGGUGGAUAG
Funneliformis mosseae is the source of this 312-nucleotide messenger RNA. Lineage: Eukaryota; Fungi; Glomeromycota; Glomeromycetes; Glomerales; Glomeraceae. The record is from the annotation of a GenBank genome assembly.